Molecule: messenger RNA, 432 nt
Organism: Ostrinia nubilalis (European corn borer)
Lineage: Eukaryota; Metazoa; Arthropoda; Insecta; Lepidoptera; Crambidae
Product: dynein light chain Tctex-type 5-like
Exons: 2
Coding region: 24-416 (130 amino acids)
Biological process (GO): microtubule-based movement
Cellular component (GO): cytoplasmic dynein complex; cytoplasm
Molecular function (GO): dynein intermediate chain binding
Source: RefSeq, a predicted model, not a curated record
UCUAUCAAACUACUCACUACAACAUGUCGGAAACUCAACCAGAUACUACUAAACAGGUUCGGACUUAUCAACCGACGUACCAAUUGAAUCCCAGAAAACGUUUUAGUGAAGAAAGAGUUCAAAAAAUACUAAAAGAACUGGUGGACACCGAGCUAGCGGAAGCCGAAUACAGUGAAAAGACCGUUCCUGAUUUAACACUCAGCUUAACAGAAACUGUACGAAACGCCAUAAAAGAAGAAAACUUUAACAGGUACCGGAUAAUAGUGGUGGUGACGAUCGGCCAGCAGCGGCAGCAAGGCGUGCAGAUGUUCCACUCGUUCCUGUGGGACCACGAGCGGGACAUGUUCGUGACCACCAACUUCGAGAACCCGCACAUAUUCGCGAACGUCGUCGUCUACGGUGUCUAUUUAGAUUGAUCAUGGUCCAAUAAAU